Messenger RNA from Talaromyces stipitatus ATCC 10500, 864 nucleotides. RefSeq names its product RTA1 domain protein, putative. The transcript has 3 exons. Gene Ontology annotation, cellular component: membrane. The record is from RefSeq and is a predicted model, not a curated record. NCBI's taxonomy places the organism in Eukaryota, Fungi, Ascomycota, Eurotiomycetes, Eurotiales, Trichocomaceae. Bases 1 to 864 code for a protein of 287 amino acids.
AUGUCUUAUAAACUUUACAAUUAUGAUCCUUCUAGCGGCGUGGCCAUUCCUGCAGCUGCCCUUUUCGGGCUAGCAACUGUGAUCCAUAUUGUACAGAUGAUUCGUACCCGGAGUUGGUACAUGAUUCCAUUUACAAUUGGUGGUGUUUUCGAGGCGAUCGGCUACUUGUGCAGGUACAUCAAUGCAACCGAAACGCCAAACUGGCAAAUUACGCCCUACAUUGGACAGAGCCUUCUGAUUCUUCUCGCACCUGCCCUGUUUGCUGCCUCUAUCUACAUGAUACUAGGACGUCUUAUCGUCGCUGUGAAUGCGAGUUCGAAUUCAAUCAUCCGGCCGUCAUGGUUAACGAAGAUCUUUGUCAUUGGCGAUGUGCUUUCAUUCUUAAUGCAAUGUGGAGGAGGAGGAUUCCUUGCCAGCGCAAAGACCCAGGACAAGGUGGACAUGGGCGAGCAUAUGAUCCUCGGCGGUCUUUUCGUCCAAGUCUUCUUCUUCGGAUUCUUUAUUAUUGUUUCGAUAAUUUUCCAUCGACGAAUGCUUGCUUCACCUAUGAACUAUGUGGGUAUAUGUCACAUUCCCUGGGCACGCUGUAUGAAUGUCUUGUAUACUGUCAGUUGUCUGAUCAUGAUUCGUUCAAUCUACCGGGUGAUUGAAUAUGUGCAGGGAAGCGGUGGCUAUCUGCAAAGCAAGGAAGCAUUUGUAUACGUUUUUGAUGCCGCGCUGAUGUGUGCUUGUUGUAUUGUUCUGGUUGUUUUACACCCAAGUAAAAUUCUGGCUGAACAGGGGAAGCAGUAUCAAAAGACAGAAGAUCUUGAGAUGUUAACCAACCGUUAUGAGGCUGGACGAAACUAUGAUGUUUUGAGCUGA